AUGGCGUCCGUUUUUUGGGACGCCGAAGGAAUUAUAAUGGUGGAAUACUUGGAAAAAGGAGCCACUAUUAUAGUCUCUUACUACGCAGACCAAAUAAGAAGAUUGCGGGAGGCCAUCAAACAAAAAAGACGAGGCAAACUCAGAGCUGGAGUGUUGUUUCACCAAGACAACGCACCGUCUCACAAAGCCGCCGUUGCGAUGGCUGCCAUUCAAGAAACGGGAUUCGAAUUGCUCGAACACCCACCCUAUUCGCCAGACCUGGCUCCCAGUGACUUUUACCUCUUUCCUCGGCUCAAGGAAUACCUCCGAGGCAAAAAAUUUGACGACGAUAGCGAGGUGAUGACUGCUGUAGAGGUGUUUUGCGAGGGUCAAGACAACGAAUUUUUUUCAAAGGGAAUUAUGGGUUUAGAAAAAAGAUGGACUAAAUGUAUUGACUCGCUAGGAGACUAUGUAGAGAAAUAA
Molecule: messenger RNA, 462 nt
Organism: Pieris macdunnoughi
Lineage: Eukaryota; Metazoa; Arthropoda; Insecta; Lepidoptera; Pieridae
Source: the annotation of a GenBank genome assembly